This is a messenger RNA of Sparassis crispa, 522 nucleotides long. RefSeq lists its product with no specific name. Gene Ontology annotation, cellular component: NatA complex. Gene Ontology annotation, biological process: mitotic sister chromatid cohesion. The transcript is spliced from 4 exons. The record is from RefSeq and is a predicted model, not a curated record. Lineage: Eukaryota; Fungi; Basidiomycota; Agaricomycetes; Polyporales; Sparassidaceae. The coding region runs from base 1 to 522 and encodes 173 amino acids. Gene Ontology annotation, molecular function: acyltransferase activity, transferring groups other than amino-acyl groups.
AUGUCUUCUGCUACCCAACGCUCACCCACUCGGGUUUCUCUGUCGUCUCUGACUCCAAAUAAUCUUGGAACGGUACGAAAGCUCAAUUCAGUGCUAUUCCCCAUCAAGUACAGCGAAAAGUUCUACCAAGACAUUUUACUGCCAGAAGUAGAGGAUUUCUGCAAGCUCAUCUACUAUAAUGAUGUUCCAGUGGGCACGAUCUGCUGCAGAGUGGAGACGAGGGACGGACAGUCAAAACUGUAUCUCAUGACCAUGGGUAUCCUGGCACCUUAUCGGUCGCGCGGCCUGGGAUCAAAGGCGUUACAGCAAGUUAUCGAAGCUGCCGCAUCCCACUCGAAGCCGAAAAUAAGUUCAAUCUAUCUGCAUGUGCAGAUCUCGAAUGAUAGUGCCAAAUCAUUCUAUGAACGGCAAGAUUUCAGGGAAGUCGGCGUGCAUCAGGGAUACUACAAGAAGAUAGUGCCUCGCGAUGCUUGGAUUCUCGAGAGAGCGAUCGAGGACGUGGAAAGCUCGGAGCAACGAUGA